UUAACCAUUUUUGAAUUGAACAUAUAUAGUCUGAACUUGAACGAAUACAUCUUGGUUCAUUCAAUCAACGGCUAUCUUCUUUCCAAUAACUCAGCUAAUCAAAUCUACACAAUCAAACAAAACAGCUAAGACUUAAAUUUCUUAUUCGAUCGGUCGAAACAUGAAGUUUUUCUCAAUUUUAAGGUGCCUUCCAUCAUUGGCAAGGAAUUAUCCUGCAGAGAGAGAUCCAGUUUUUCAAUGCAUCGCAAGCUUAUGCGGCCCCAAAGGAAGGAUCCAUCUUCAAGCUAUGUAAAACAUAUUAGCCCUCGAUCAUUUUCGAAAGGCCAACAAUGGCCUCCCUCGGCAGCAGGACAUUCCGUAAGUACAACUCCCAGUGCAUAUCAACCAUACGGCUUACAAGAAGAUAUCGAAUGGGCAAUUCAUGUGGCACUUAACGAGCUUGGAGGUUUUCAAAGGAAUUGUGAAUAUUUAACGAACCAAUUGGGUAAAGAAGACUCAAAAUCGUUACUAGACGUUAAUCACCAUCUGGAGGCAUGUUUUUACUAUUACUUUAAUGUUUAGUUCCUUUAUUUCAUGUAGUCCCUCGGUUCCUUAUUGUUUGUUACAUUU
Messenger RNA from Chenopodium quinoa (quinoa), 609 nucleotides. RefSeq lists its product as uncharacterized. The transcript is spliced from 3 exons. The record is from RefSeq and is a predicted model, not a curated record. The coding region runs from base 238 to 561 and encodes 107 amino acids. Lineage: Eukaryota; Viridiplantae; Streptophyta; Magnoliopsida; Caryophyllales; Amaranthaceae.